Molecule: messenger RNA, 2173 nt
Organism: Mastomys coucha (southern multimammate mouse)
Lineage: Eukaryota; Metazoa; Chordata; Mammalia; Rodentia; Muridae
Gene: Slc60a1
Product: major facilitator superfamily domain containing 4A
Exons: 10
Coding region: 62-1594 (510 amino acids)
Biological process (GO): transmembrane transport
Source: RefSeq, a predicted model, not a curated record
GCCCGGCCUCCGGUUGCCGCGGCACUCGGCCCUGGGCUCCCUGCGAGCUGCCGGCCGAGCCAUGGGCUGCGACGGCCGGGUGUCUGAGCUGCUCCGCCGCAACCUACAGCCCACACUCACCUACUGGAGCGUCUUCUUCAGCUUCGGCCUGUGCAUCGCCUUCCUGGGGCCCACGCUGCUGGACCUGCGCUGCCAGACGCACAGCUCGUUGCCCCAGAUCUCCUGGGUCUUCUUCUCGCAGCAGCUCUGCCUCCUGCUGGGCAGCGCCCUCGGGGGUGUCUUCAAGAGGACCCUGGCCCAGUCGUUAUGGGCCCUCUUCACCUCUACCCUGGUCAUCUCCCUGGUAUUUGCUGUCAUCCCCUUCUGCCAUGACGUGAAGGUACUGGCCUCGGUCAUAGCGCUGGCGGGCCUAGCCAUGGGCUGCAUCGACACCGUGGCCAACAUGCAGUUGGUGAGGAUAUACGAGAAGGACUCAGCUUUCUUCCUUCAGGUCCUCCAUUUCUUCGUGGGCCUUGGUGCUCUGCUGAGCCCCUUGAUCGCUGAUCCCUUCCUGUCAGAGGCCAACUGCUUUCCUGCUAAUAACACAGCCAAUGCCACCUCCAGAAGCCAUGUAUCCCGGGUCCUGAGCCAACAGCAUGCAGCCGCCCAGCCUUGGAUAAACCAGACGAUCCCCAGGCUGCCCCCAAAGGAUGGGACCGAGAACCACGUAUCCUAUGCCUUCUGGAUCAUGGCUCUUAUCAAUCUCCCAGUGCCCCUGGCUGUUCUGUUCCUGCUGUCCAAGGAGCGGCUGCUGACCUGCGCCCAGAGGAAGCCACUGCUCCUGUCUGCAGAUGAGCUUGCCCUGGAGACCCGGCCUGCUGAAAAGGAAGACACCUCCUCACUGGCGCCCAAGUUCCAGCCACACUCAGGGCAGGAGGACCUGUUCAGCUGCUGCCAGAGGAAGAACUUCCGGGGAGCCCCAUGCUCUUUCUUCGCCAUCCACAUCACGGCCGCUCUGGUCCUGUUCAUGACAGAUGGGAUGAUGGGGGCUUAUUCGGCCUUUGUGUACAGCUAUGCUGUGGAGAAGCCGCUCUCUAUUGGACACAAGUCAGCUGGUUACCUCCCUAGCCUCUUCUGGGGCUUCAUCACUCUGGGCCGGUUCAUCUCCAUCCCGGUUUCCUCAAGGAUGAGGCCAGCCACCAUGGUGUUCAUCAAUGUGGUGGGAGUGGUGGUGACAUUCCUGAUGCUGCUUAUCUUCUCCUACAAUGUCAUCUUCCUGUUUGUGGGGACCGCAAGCCUGGGGCUGUUUCUGAGCAGCACCUUCCCCAGUAUGCUGGCCUACACCGAGGACAUCCUCCAGUAUAAAGGUUGUGCGACCACAGUGCUGGUGACCGGGGCAGGAAUUGGCGAGAUGGUCCUGCAGAUGCUGGUUGGCUUGAUCUUUCAGGCCCAGGGCAGUUACAGUUUCCUGGUCUGUGGUGUGAUCUUUGGCUGCCUGGCUUUUAUCUUCUACAUCUUGCUCCUGUUUUUCCACAGGAUACACCCUGAACUCUCAUCAGUUCUUACCCAAGACAAAGCCCUUGGUGUGGAGAACUCUGAGUGCUACCAAAGGUGAAGAGCUCAGCUCCUGAGCGACAGGGUGACCAGACUGACGCAGAAAGCCAGGGCCGCACAGGAGGCUUCUCUUGCCGCCUUGUUUGUGUCUUCCUUCCCUGAGUCUUCCCUGGACAAAUCCAGCACCUGCCUGACACUUUAGUUAUCUUCCUCUCUGGUCCGGACUUGUCCUGACAACCAGACAGGAGGAUGAAAGACAGCCCGCACACCUCUCCACGCAACACCCCACGCAUGGGCUAAACUCUGGGUUUGAGAUCACGUUUAGUCGAGGUUUGAAAAACAUGCUAAAAUCAUAACUCAUUAAUCACUGCUAGGUGUAGAUAUAUUUUUAAAUUAAUCAAAAACCCUCUGGCAUGUUAAAAAAGAUUUAUGUGUUCUUCACUUACCCAUAGUCCCAAGUCUCUCACCUCCGUCCUGCAGAAAUCAGUUUAUUUGUGUCCUAAGACAACAAAGGACAUGUUGAAUCUUGCUUUGAGACCUUAAUUCAGGGUUGCACUGGGCUAACUCAGACAAGCUUUAGAAAGCCGACUGUUAAAUUUUCAUUUUGAGAGAUGGUAGCCAUGACUAAGACUUAAAUUAU